AUGUUCAACAGUUUUAAACCCGGGUAUUUUCGUUGCUUUUGCUCUCCUAAACCCUAACUUCCCCAUUUCCGAGCAACCCAAAAUGGAGCGAACUUCGAACCUUCUAGACGAAGCCAUGGCCGAAACGCCGAAUAACAGCGUCGUUUUGAUCGAAGACUGCGUUGAGACGAGCGGCGCUUUUGUACUCCAUCACCUAAUGAAGCGCUCUCUCUCUCCUCAAUCCUCGUCUCUCCUCAUUUUCGUUGCCUUUGCUCACCCUUUCUCUCACUACGACCGCAUUCUCCGUAAAUUGGGGUGCAACUUAGUUAUGCAGAAGGACAACAAAAGGUUAUUAUUCUUUGAUAUGCUGAUGCCACAGCGCUCAGAUGAAGUCGCAGGUAAAACUGGUCUGCAUGCUUUAUACCACAAGAUUCACAAAGCUGUUGAAAUGGCUUCAUUAUCAGAAAGCAACAAACAUAUCGUUAUCAUGAUUGAUGAUAUCUCUGUUAUGGAGAUAGCUGCUAAUGGCUGCACGGACGAUGUCUUAGACUUUCUGCAUUACUGCCACACAUUAACUACUCAAUUUGGCUGUUUACUUGUUGUUCUUACACAUGAAGAUAUAUAUUCAGUAGCAGAUAGAGCUACAAUUCUUUUGCAGAUGGAGUACCUCGGAGAUGUUUUGGUAAAGGCAGAACCCUUGCCCACUGGUUUGGCAACUGAUGUGCAUGGACAGCUGACAGUUCUGAACAAAAGCAACUGUAAUAGCUUGGGGAGCUCAAGGAACAAGAUGCAUAAUUUCCAAUUCCGACUGAAGGAGAGUUCUGCAGAAUACUUUUAUCCCGGCAGUUUAAGUUGAAGAUACUUUUAAUCAUCAAUAGAUCUGGAAACAAGUUCAAUAUCAAAGAUAACAGUAAUAGUUUGUUUUAUUUUGUACUAAUUUCAUACCGAAGACUUCUGAGAGGAAAGGAAAUGUUAUCGUAGUAGAUUGCUCGGUAUAAUUGGUUUUGUUUACUUGAAAUUGCAUGUUAUAAUCAUAGGGUCGCGCUCAAGAGUCAAGAACCUUAGAAUCAUUAAGGUUCUGAUGCAGAACCCUAAAUUUUAAAUAGAUUUUGAGGAUUUAAAUUUAAAUACAUAUUUUUGUAUCA
This is a messenger RNA of Daucus carota subsp. sativus, 1124 nucleotides long. RefSeq names its product elongator complex protein 6. The record is from RefSeq and is a predicted model, not a curated record. The transcript is spliced from 5 exons. Gene Ontology annotation, cellular component: elongator holoenzyme complex. Bases 83 to 835 code for a protein of 250 amino acids. NCBI's taxonomy places the organism in Eukaryota, Viridiplantae, Streptophyta, Magnoliopsida, Apiales, Apiaceae. Gene Ontology annotation, biological process: tRNA wobble uridine modification.